Messenger RNA from Brachypodium distachyon (stiff brome), 967 nucleotides. RefSeq names its product CASP-like protein 2A1. The transcript has 3 exons. The record is from RefSeq and is a predicted model, not a curated record. The coding region runs from base 132 to 746 and encodes 204 amino acids. NCBI's taxonomy places the organism in Eukaryota, Viridiplantae, Streptophyta, Magnoliopsida, Poales, Poaceae.
ACUUCCUCUGCUCCGCUCCGCACCUUAAAUGCGCGCCUCCCCCCUUCGUCCUCAUCCAACUCCAGACGAGACGAGAGGGACAUCCCCAGGAAAAGGAGAGUGAGAGUGUUGUGGUUCGGGUCGACAACAUCAUGUCGAAGAUGGCGGACGAGAAGGUGAUGGCGGCGCCGGAGAGCGCCGGGGUUGGGGAGGACGCGGGGGAGCAGACGGUGGCGGAGGCGCGGGUCCGGCCGGUGGAGACGCUGCUGCGCGCGGUGCCGCUGGGGCUCUGCGUCGCCGCCAUGGCCGUCAUGCUCCGCGACACGCAGACCAACGAGUACGGCACCGUCUCCUACUCCGACCUUGGCGGAUUCAGGUACCUGGUGUACGCCAACGGGCUGUGCGCGGCCUACUCCUUGGUCUCCGCGUUCUACACUGCCGUGCCACGGCCGGCGACCCUGUGCCGCUCCUGGAUCGUCUUCCUCCUUGACCAGGUGUUCACGUACCUGAUCUUGGCGGCCGGUGCGGCGUCGGCGGAGCUGCUGUACCUGGCGUACAACGGCGACAAGGAGGUGACGUGGAGCGAGGCGUGCGGCGUGUUCGGGGGAUUCUGCCGGCAGGCCCGGACGUCGGUGGGCAUCACCUUCGGCUCCGUCCUCUGCUACAUCCUGCUCUCGCUCAUCUCCUCCUACCGCCUCUUCAGCGCCUACGACGCGCCGCUGCCGGCCGGCAGCAAGGGCAUCGAGAUCGCCGCCUUCCCGCGCUAGCUGACGCGUGGCCGAUCGGACGACGACAAUGCGACUACUGGCUACUAGCUUAGCUACUUGAUUGUGGAUCAAAACACGGACGUGCUACUGCAGUAUCUAUCGCUCAGUGUGUGUGUGUAGGUGAACAAAAUAAGUAUGGAUGUGUUCAUAGUACCCGUACUUGAUAUGCAGCUACAUAUAAUGGUGCAUCUGCUCCUCGUUUGACUUGAUUAUUUUGCUCA